AUGAGUAAAUCCCACGGGACCCGCCAGGGAAAAGGUCAGCCUCAGUUGACUCAACACUUCAGCCCGCACGAUAAAGACGCUAGCAAGGCAGACGCUAGCAAGGCGGGCGCUAGCAAGGCGGGCGCUAGCAAUGUAGCAACAGGUGGAGCUCAACCGCUAACUCUGGACAUGCUCAUCGGUGAACUCGAGAAACUGCGCAAAGAUGUAACAGGUGAACUCACCACCUCCCUGAAUACUGCCAUGGCUCCUAUCCAAGCUUCUCUGCAAAAGAUCGCUGAUACUGUAGCCUCGCACACAGCUACCAUCUCCGCAAUGGAAACAGCCCUCUCUUCCCACUCAGAUGACCUGUCGACUCUGCAGCACGAAGUGGCCACAUUGAAGUCCAAGGUGGAGACCACCACCCAGAUGAAUGAAAAGCUGCAGCUGGCUGUUGAGGACCUGGUUUCACGAUCCAAACGGCAGAAUCUCCGUGUGAUUGGUAUCCCCGAGGGAGCGGAGGGGACUGAUACCCGUCUCUUUAUGACUACGCUGUUUAAGGACGUGAUCGGAGACACUCCACCAGAUACGAGCUUUGAACUGGACCGAGCUCACCGCAGCCUGGGGCCGAAACCGGCGCAGGGCUCCCGGCCCAUUCUUGUGCGCUUUCACAGAUACAUCCAGAAAGAGCGAGUGCUGCUAUGGGCGAAGAAAACACGGGGCAUCUCAUACCAGGGUUAUCCCAUAAGGUUCUUUGAGGACUUCAGCGCUUCCCUCGCCAAGAAACGGGCAUCAUUCAACAAAGUGAAGUCUCUCCUCUACAAGGAUGGGAUACGCUUCGGGCUGAUCUACCCGGCGCGCUUGCGGGUCACUAUUGACGGACAGUCUCGCAUGUUUGACUCCGCGGAUGAAGCGGAGCGGUUCUACCGUGAUCUCAGCAGUAAGUGA
This is a messenger RNA of Seriola dumerili (greater amberjack), 924 nucleotides long. It is a transcript of the gene l1td1, whose product is annotated as LINE1 type transposase domain containing 1. Bases 1 to 924 code for a protein of 307 amino acids. Gene Ontology annotation, biological process: retrotransposition. Gene Ontology annotation, cellular component: ribonucleoprotein complex. Gene Ontology annotation, molecular function: single-stranded RNA binding. The transcript has a single exon. NCBI's taxonomy places the organism in Eukaryota, Metazoa, Chordata, Actinopteri, Carangiformes, Carangidae. The record is from RefSeq and is a predicted model, not a curated record.